AUGGUACACUUCAUUCCCUGCAAGAAAACUACAUAUGCUGUCCAACUUGCUCUCCUUUUCUUCCGUGAGAUUUAUCGUCUUCAUGGGCUCCCUAUUUCCAUUGUAUCCGAUCGAGAUUCCCGGUUUUUGAGUCAUUUUUGGCGGUCAUUGUGGCGUUUGCUUCGCACUAGUCUAGACAUGAGCUUUGCCUAUCACCCACAAACCGAUGGUCAAACGGAGGUUACUAAUCGAUCCCUCAGUGAUAUGCUGCGUUGUUUGGUUGGUGAUAGUAUUCGGUCAUGGGAUUCACUCUUGUGCAAAGCAGAGUUUGCACAUAAUCAUGCCGUUAACCGGAGUAUGAAGUUCAGUCCCUUUCGCGUGGUUUAUGGUCUUGUUCCUCCCGGCCCGCUUGAUUUGGGUGUUGCUCCUGAUCAAAUACGUGACCAUGGUCAGGCUGUAGACUUCGUUGCAGACGUUACAUAUGUGCAUUCCCUGGUUCAUGAAAAUUUUAAUGUUUCUUCUGCUAAGUACAAGCUCGAUGCUGAUCGUCAUCGCCGAGAUCUUCAGUUUGCUGUUGGAGACUUUGUUUGGGCUGUUUUAACUCGUGAUAGGUUUCCUCCCGGCACCUUUAACAAGUUUAAAGCUCGUAAGAUUGGACCCCUUGAGAUCCUAGAAAAGAUCAAUGCUAACGCCUAUUGUGUACGUCUUCAAGCGGACGUUCGUUCUUCAGACGUCUUCGACGUCAAGCAUCUUGUUCCCUACAUUUCGGAGGAUGAGCUUGACGAUUCGAGGACAAAUCUUUCUUUACCCCGGGUGACCUGA
Messenger RNA from Microthlaspi erraticum, 801 nucleotides. NCBI's taxonomy places the organism in Eukaryota, Viridiplantae, Streptophyta, Magnoliopsida, Brassicales, Brassicaceae. The record is from the annotation of a GenBank genome assembly.